Messenger RNA from Arachis duranensis, 1020 nucleotides. RefSeq lists its product as uncharacterized. NCBI's taxonomy places the organism in Eukaryota, Viridiplantae, Streptophyta, Magnoliopsida, Fabales, Fabaceae. The coding region runs from base 1 to 1020 and encodes 339 amino acids. The transcript is spliced from 7 exons. The record is from RefSeq and is a predicted model, not a curated record.
AUGGAACAGGCAUUGCAGGCUCAACAGGUUCCUGAAAAGCAAUGGGCUAAGUUUGGAACUUAUCAGCUGCAAGUCAGAAAUGGCAAGGAGCUUGAAUUGAUGCAAUUAAAGCAGGGCCAGAUAACUGUUACUGAGUAUACUAAUAGGGUGGCUGAGAAAUGUGUGAGAAAGGUGGCAACAGAGAAAGGAAGUUUGAGGGUGCCUUUUCAGAGGCCUUCAGGGAAGAACUUUGCUCUGAGAGGGAAGAAGUUUUGGGAAGCAACCACAGUAGGAUCUGAACUGUCAGAAGUGUGGAAACCCGGGUAUUUGGCGAAUAAUUGUCCGGUGAAGAAGAAGUAUGAGACUGGUAGGGUACAGCAGCCAGGGAGAGUGUAUACCGCUUCUGCAGCAAGUGUUGAGGGAUAUGAGACACUGAUUAGAAUAUUAGGUGAUGAUCAGAGUUUAGAGCAGAUUCCGAUUGUAUGUGAAUUUUCAGAUGUGUUUUCGGAUGAUAUUAAUGAAUUCCCACCUUACCAGAAGGUUGAAUUCGCAAUUGAGUUGGGAGCGCCAGUGUUACUGGUAAAGAAGAAGGACGAGAGUAUACACUUGGGCGUCAAUUAUCGGCAAUUGAAUAAGAUCGCUGUGAAGAAUAAAUAUUCGCUGCCUAGAAUCGACAACCUAAUGGAUCAGUUACAAGGUGCCAGUGUGUUUUCUAAUAUUGAUUUGCGAUCAGCGUAUCAUCAGAUAAGGGUUAGAGAUGAAGAUAUUCCAAAAACUACUUUCAGGACAUGUUAUGGUCAUUAUGAGUAUACGGUGAUGUCUUUUGAAUUGACUAAUGCUUCGGCAGUAUUCAUGGAUUAUAUGAACAGGAAUUUCUGGCUGUACCUAGACAAGUUUGUUAUUGUUUUCAUUGAUGAUAUUCUUGAUUACUCAAAGAGUGAGGAGGAGCAUGCUGACCACUUGCAAAAUGUGCUGCGAAUUCUGAGAGACAGGAAUUAUAUGCUAAGUUAUCUAAAUGCGAGUGCUGGAAGAGUGAGGUGA